AGGUUUACACUUCGCCUCUAAACCCUAGUUUCGUGGCGGUUAGAAGAAAUUGUUGAUCGUAUCAGGUUACAAACGAUGGAUAGAGAUCCUUCGUUCUUAUUCUCAGGAAUCACAUUCAACCGGAAGAAAUUCUCCGCUGAUUUUGCUCGAUUCAAGGAAUUAAAGAAAAGUGAUGAUUCUGAAGAGACAUUGGUUGAAAACAAAAGGCCGGAGGUGGAGGCAGUAGAAAAGCCUGUUAAAAAGAAGAAGAGAAAGGCAGCUGUUUCAGACCCUGUAGAAGGAUUUAACGUUUUCAAGAAAUCAAAGGCGGAACCGGUUCUUGAAGAGGAUGAAGAAACUGAAAAAACAACUCAAGGGAAGAAAGAACUAUAUAGACAAAUGGAGAGGGAUGCAAUUUUUCGUAAAAAGCAUAACAUACAUACAUCUGGAAGUAAUAUCCCAUCACCUCUUCAAGAUUUUUCUGAGUUGAAAUCAAGAUAUGAAUGUAGACCGUAUAUAUUGCGUAAUUUAGCAGAACUUGGAAUCAAAGAGCCAACACCGAUUCAAAUGCAGGCUAUUCCGAUACUCUUAUCUGGAAGGGAAUGUUUUGCAUGUGCUCCAACUGGUUCCGGAAAAACAUUGGCUUUUGUUUGUCCUAUGCUUAUGAAACUAAAGCGUGCUUCAAAGGAUGGUGUUCGUGCCGUAAUUAUUUGCCCUACACGAGAACUAGCUUCCCAGACAUAUAGAGAAUGCAAAAAACUGGCAAAAGGAAAGAAAUUUUAUAUAAAGUUGAUGACUAAACAGCUUGUUAACACUGCUGAGUUUUCAAAAGUUCCUUGUGAUAUUCUCAUAUCUACACCACUUCGUUUAAAAUUUGCAAUCACCAAGAGGAAGCUUGAUCUAAGCAGGGUUGAAUAUCUUGUUUUGGACGAAUCUGAUAAGCUUUUCGAGCUCGGUUUACUAAAACAAGUUGACGCAGUUGUAAAAGCAUGUUCAAAUCCUUCAAUUAUCCGUUCACUAUUUAGUGCUACUUUACCUGAUACAGUUGAAGAACUUGCGCGUACUAUAAUGCAUGAUGCUGUUCGUGUCAUCAUUGGCAGGAAGAAUUCUGCUUCGGAGUCAAUAAAACAAAAGUUAGUAUUUGUUGGUAGUGAAGAAGGAAAGCUUAUUGCUCUUCGUCAAACUUUCCAAGAGAGUUUGAAUCCACCCGUGCUGGUUUUUGUCCAAAACAAAGAAAGGGCAAAGAAUCUUUACGAGGAGUUGAAGUUUAGUGACAUUAGAGUUGAUGUAAUACAUUCUGAUCUACCUCAAUUACAGCGAGAGAAUGCUAUUGAUAACUUUAGAGCUGGUAAAACAUGGGUUUUAAUUGCGACUGACGUGAUUGCUCGUGGAAUGGAUUUCAAAGGGGUGAAUUGCGUUAUCAACUACGAUUUUCCCGAUUCAUCUUCAGCGUACAUUCACAGGAUCGGUCGGUCUGGGAGAGCAGGUAGGAGUGGGGAGGCGGUUACGUUUUACACAGAAGCCGAUGUUCGGUACUUGAAAAACAUAGCAAAUGUAAUGAAAGCUUCUGGUUGUGAAGUCCCUGAAUGGAUGUUAUCAUUGCCAAAACUUAAGUGGAGGAAACAUAGGCCAAAAAGAGAGUUUAAGUAAGGCACAGGAUGAAUAAGUAUACAGCUUAUUUUAUGAAAACUCAGUUUUGGUUGUGGUACCCGUUUGGAUUAUUUUUAGUAUUUUUGAGCUCAACUACACAACUCUUGUAACCUAAGUUUAUUUUGUUUGGUAUCAAAUACGGUAUGUUAUCUGGUCGAAAACCUUACAUUUGUAAUCUGUCCAAAAAACAUCAAGAGAACAAGUGUAACCAAAACUUUUUAGUUGCGGUUUAUUCGAUCCAACUACUGUAUUAGUGACAA
Helianthus annuus (common sunflower) is the source of this 1889-nucleotide messenger RNA. RefSeq names its product DEAD-box ATP-dependent RNA helicase 57. The record is from RefSeq and is a predicted model, not a curated record. Gene Ontology annotation, biological process: maturation of SSU-rRNA. The coding region runs from base 76 to 1629 and encodes 517 amino acids. Gene Ontology annotation, molecular function: nucleic acid binding; ATP binding; RNA helicase activity. Lineage: Eukaryota; Viridiplantae; Streptophyta; Magnoliopsida; Asterales; Asteraceae. The transcript has 12 exons.